GCGAUGGUCGCAAGAUGGCGGCGCUGAAGGAGGCUCGGAGCUACGGGCUGUCGUGCGGGCGAGUGAGCGACGGCAGCAAGGUGUCCGUAUUCCACGUGAAGCUCACCGACAGUGCCCUGAGGGCCUUCGAGAGCUACCGCGCCAGCCAGGAUUCUGUUUCACUGAGACCUUCGAUCCGAUUUCAAGGAAGUCAGGGGCACAUCUCCAUCCCCCAGCCUGACUGCCCCACGGAGCCGCGGACGUUCUCCUUCUACCUCUCCAACAUCGGCCGUGACAGCCCACAGGGCAGCUUUGACUGCAUCCAGCAGUAUGUGUCCAGCCAUGGGGAUGUCCACCUGGACUGCCUGGGCAGCGUCCAGGACAAAAUCACAGUGUGUGCCACCGACGACUCCUACCAGAAAGCGCGGCAGAGCCUGGCGCAGGCUGAGGAGGAGACACGGAGUCGAGGCGCCAUCGUCAUCAAGCCCGGAGGCCGUUACCUGGGCAAAAAGGUUCAGUUUCGGAAACCGGCCCCGGGGGCAGUGGAUGCUGUGCCCUCCCGGAAGCGGGCGACCCCCAUCAACCUGGCAAGCGCCAUCAAGAAGACCAGCACUGGCAGCGUUAGCGGGGGCAGCGGGGUGUCUCAGAGGCCCUUCCGUGACCGGGUGCUGCACCUCCUGGCGCUGAGGCCCUACCGGAAGGCUGAGCUGCUGCUGAGGCUGCAGAAGGACGGCCUGGCCCAGGCGGACAAGGACGCACUGGACGGCCUCCUCCAGCAGGUAGCCAACGUGAAUGCGAAGGAUGGCACGUGCACGCUGAAGGACUGUGUGUACAAGGAUGUGCAGAAGGACUGGCCCGGCUACUCGGAGGGGGACCAAAAGUUGCUGAAGCGGAUGCUCAUCCGGAAGCUGUGCCAGCCACAGAGCACAGGCGGCCUCCCUGGGGACCUUGCGGCCAACAGUCCUCCAGGCGAGCAUGGGAGCUCGGCCUCACCCCCUCAGAAACGGCCACAGCCUCCUGAUUUCAUCGACCCUCUGGCCAACAAGAAACCCAGGAUAUCGCACUUCACCCAGAGAGCUCAGCCUGCAGUCAACGGGAAACUGAGUGUGCCCCACGGCCGUGAGGCCCUGCUUCCCACCCCGGGCCCACUGGCUGGUACAGACGCCCACCUGCCCCUGCGGCUGGAGCCACCACGGGCCCACGACCCCCUGGCCGAUGUCAGCAACGACCUGGGCCACAGCGGCCGGGAUUGCGAGCGUGGGGAAGUGGCCGCCCCAGCACCUGAGUGCCUCAGCCUGCCCCUGCUGACGGACUGUGCCCAGCCCAGCAGGCCCCAUGGCAGCUCCUUGCACGGCAAGUCCAAGAAGAAAUCCAAGAAGCACAAAGACAAGGAGAGGGCGGCUGAGGACAGGCACCGGCCCCGGCCGCCAGACCAGAUGCCGGGGCCCCUUGGAGCCCCACCAGUUGCCCCGGGUUUAAAUGGGACCUGCAGCAGCUCAAGUGUUCCCACGUCGACCUCGGAGACGCCCGACUACUUGCUACUACUCGUGGGCAGAUUUUACAGGAGUAUCGAAAAAUCAAAAAGACCAACACCAACUACAGCCAGGAGAAGCACCGCUGCGAGUACCUGCACAGCAAGCUGGCCCACAUCAAGAGGCUCAUCGCUGAGUAUGACCAGCGGCAGCUGCAGGCCUGGCCUUAGCCCAAGGCCACAGGGCAGGAGGUCCCACCCAGCCAGCCAGGCCAGCUCACCUCACCGGGCUGACCGUUCUGGAUGGUGGGGGAGCUGGGGGCGAGGGGGAGCUGGACGAGGAAAAAAGAGAUUUAUUUGAAAAAAUAAACGUGAGGAAGACGCAUUCAUCUGAGCCAGGAACGCCGGCUUUCAGGGGAGUCCCUGCAGCCCUGGCACCCACAGGUCACACAGACCCAGGUGGGGUGUCCAGCUCCCCCGGGGCCCCACACACCUCCUGAGCAGCCUCCCCACCCAGGAUGGGCUCCCCAAGAAGCCCACCUCCUCGCCAGCCACCCCCCGCCCCCCAGGGGCUUCAGCUUCCUGUCAGUGAAAGACUCCAAGGCCGGCCUGCCUGCCCGCCUUUUCUAGUUUUAUACAGACAGCCACUUUUAGCUACUGCUUAUGAGACUUGAGUCUAUUUUUAUACGAAAGAGAAAGCAUCUUUUUUCUAAACCUGUGCCUCCCCUCCUUGGACGCCCAGGGUCUAGGCGCUGCCCUGUGUCCUUUCUAUAGUAUUAACAGAUGCUCGGGAAGUUCGGCGUUGUUUCUGCGAGCUCCAGGGCUCCCAGGAGAGAACCCGUGGGGGGCGGGCAGGGGUGCCUCUCCCACGCUGGUCUCCCUCACACACAGCCUCUCCUUUGCUCUAAGGGGGCGGGCAGGGCAGUGCGACCCCCGCAGCUCUAUUUGGAAAACUCCAGCUGGUCCAGGAGCAGCUGCUGGGAGCCACCAGGCCCACCCUGCUAUUCCAGGCCCUCAGCUGUCAGGGGUCACUGGGAGUUUCUGUGCUUGUAGCCCGCGCUCUGCGGCAACAGUGUCGGAUUUUAUUUUACUGUCUUCUCAAUUCUCCCCUUUGCUGCUGCUCUUCAUUUCGCACUGUUGAGACCAAGUGGUCUCCAUGCUGUUGACCUCGCUCCGCCCCUCAGCCCACUUGUGGGUCCUGGGGUCGUCUUUGCAGAGCCACCACGGGGUUUGCACUCAGG
Messenger RNA from Balaenoptera ricei (Rice's whale), 2691 nucleotides. RefSeq names its product elongation factor for RNA polymerase II (gene ELL). The record is from RefSeq and is a predicted model, not a curated record. The transcript has 11 exons. Gene Ontology annotation, molecular function: cis-regulatory region sequence-specific DNA binding. The coding region runs from base 15 to 1811 and encodes 598 amino acids. Gene Ontology annotation, cellular component: transcription elongation factor complex. NCBI's taxonomy places the organism in Eukaryota, Metazoa, Chordata, Mammalia, Artiodactyla, Balaenopteridae. Gene Ontology annotation, biological process: positive regulation of transcription elongation by RNA polymerase II; snRNA transcription by RNA polymerase II; transcription elongation by RNA polymerase II.